GUAUAACUCAACACAAAACUUGCCAGCUCCACAUUCCCCAUUCACCUCAUCUCGUUUGCUAUAAGACCCUUCCCCCCUUUUCCGUUGCGCGAAGAAGAAGAAAAUGGAGAAGACAACCACUCGUUUGCGAAAGGCCUUUCGAUAUCACUCCUCAGAUGAAGAUUCCGAUCCCGAAGCCAUGGACGAAGAAGGUACAUUACCCUCCCCCUCCCUUACCUCCCAAAUCCUAUCACUUUUUCCAAAAAUCCCCGCUUUUCCCCAAGACUUUCUCGCGCCUUGAUUUCUCGCAAGGCAAACAAGAAAACAAGAAAAAACGCGAAAAAUAAAGUUAUGAAUUCCACCGCCUAUUAACGCGAGCAUUGCACCUAAUCACGCACCACAGAACAAGACCGUCUCAUCCGCACCCUCCACCUGCAAAACGAAACCCUAAAUAAAACGUAUACGCGCAUCUUACUGACCCUCCCUCUCGCCGCGACCUCGCCUUACCUCCUUUCUUUCUCCCACCUAACCACCUUCUCAACAUCCACCAGCACGCCCCCCUUUCUCAGCCUGCUAUGUCUCACCUCGCUGCUCUCAACCGCCUACCUCGUGCUCACCCUCCCACCUGAGAAGACGGGGUUUCCUUACUUGGACACGCCUUCCUCGUCGGCGCAAGUACAGACACCAAAGUCACGCGCGGAGAAGCUGAAAUCGAGAGAUGUAGAUGGGGAGGGACCGAUUCGACAGUGGUUGCCGUUUUUGAAUGUGCUGCUUUGUGGGGUCCCCUUGUUACUGGGUCGACUCGCAGGGAGUAGGGGUGAGAGGCUUGGAGGAGAGGAGGCUGCGUGGGAGUUGAUCUUUUGCGGUCUGCCGGCGGGGAUAUAUGGUAUUGUGCUUUGUGGGAAGUGGGUGAUGGCUAGUGUGGAUCCGGAGAGGGAGUUGGGCGAGUUGAGGUAUGGGUAUAAGGGUGCUUGAAUGCUUUUGCCCUCUUGGUCCGUUCAUUUGGUCGUUAGGGGUGGAUUUGUGGAUUUUUUGGAUUUUUUGGAUUUUUUGAUUACCUUUGGUUGUGACGUUUCUUACGUUGGCUAUGAGUUUUUCGUUGGGAUGUAGUGUUACGUUUUUUGGGGGUAUCCAUUUUGGAGGGGCAUUUUUGGGCGGGCAUUCAGAGGUGGGUUGCAUGUUCUGGUGCGUUCAUUUGCGAGGUUUCUACUUGUUCGGGCAUUCGUUCGUGAGGGCAUUCUUGGGAGGCAAGGCAGCAUAACAUCCUAAAUGAUUUGAGAUCAUAGGGGCAUUGGGAAGGGGGACAACGGCAUGAUACCCGACAUGAUACCAAAUCUGUAGCAUUUCUCACUCAAUACCAACACGAAAAAACAAAGGCUGUGCCAUGAAUCAAGUUCGUUUUACUAAAAAAC
This is a messenger RNA of Hymenoscyphus albidus, 1391 nucleotides long. NCBI's taxonomy places the organism in Eukaryota, Fungi, Ascomycota, Leotiomycetes, Helotiales, Helotiaceae. The record is from the annotation of a GenBank genome assembly.